This is a messenger RNA of Pungitius pungitius (ninespine stickleback), 11188 nucleotides long. RefSeq names its product cadherin-related 23 (gene cdh23). The record is from RefSeq and is a predicted model, not a curated record. Lineage: Eukaryota; Metazoa; Chordata; Actinopteri; Perciformes; Gasterosteidae. Gene Ontology annotation, cellular component: plasma membrane; adherens junction; catenin complex. Gene Ontology annotation, molecular function: cadherin binding; calcium ion binding. Bases 79 to 10185 code for a protein of 3368 amino acids. Gene Ontology annotation, biological process: cell-cell adhesion mediated by cadherin; cell-cell junction assembly; adherens junction organization. The transcript has 69 exons.
AGAAGAUACUUGGUAGCGCAUCAAUCGACUCUAAAGGCGCACAGCCAGCGACGGACACGGACGAGGAAGGUGCAGGCGAUGUCGUGGAGUGUGGGUUUAGGUGGCAGGAUGGCGAUUGCCAAGCUCCUCUUUCCCUUCCUCCUUCUCCAUUCUCUCUGUGAAGGCUCCAACCAGCCUCCACGCUUCCUGAACUUCUUCUUCUCGACCUACCUCCUCAUCUAUGAAGAUGCGCCAGUGGGUUCCUCAGUUGCGCAGCUGAACGCACUUGAUCCUGAGGGGGAACCUCUCAUAUAUGGUGUUUCAGGAGAAGAGGCAAUGAGGUAUUUUUCUGUGAACAAAGACACCGGCGUGGUCUGGCUCCGACAGCAGCUGGACCGUGAGACCAAGUCCGAGAUGCAGGUUGAAUUCUUCGUGAGCGACUCUCAAGAGGUGGUCAAAGACACGGUAAACAUCCAGAUUGGAGACGUGAACGACAAUGCGCCAAACUUCCACGGGCAGCCUUACACCGUCCACAUCCCAGAGAACACAGCUGUGGGCAGAUCAGUGUUCAUGGUGAACGCCACGGAUCCAGACCAGGGCACCGGAGGCAGCGUUCUCUUCUCCUUCCAGCCUCCCUCUCCUUUCUUUUCCAUCGAUGGGGCCCGAGGCACCGUCACUGUCAUCAGACCACUGGACUACGAGACCACUUCAGCGUAUACACUCACUGUCAACGCCACGGACCAAGACAAAGUGAGACCUCUGUCCCGGCUUGCAAACUUAGCUGUUACCAUCACUGAUGUCCAGGACAUGGACCCAAUCUUCACCAAUCUGCCCUACAGUACCAACAUAGAGGAGGACGUUCCCGUGGGAUACGAGGUGAGGAAGAUAACAGCCAUUGACCAGGAUCUCGGCCGACCAAGAGGCAUCGGCUACACCAUCAUUUCAGGGAACACCAACAGCGUUUUCGCCCUGGACUACAUCAGUGGCUCUCUGACGGUCAAUGGCCAGCUGGACAGGGAGAACCCGCUCUACUCAGCAGGAUUCUCUCUCACUGUCAGGGCCACCGAGUUAAACGAUGAUCGCAGUCCGUCAGCAGCGACGGUCAGAACCACCUUUACCAUCCUGCUAAUCGACAAGAAUGACAACGCCCCGACAUUCAACAGCUCAGAGUAUCGGGUCCUCAUCACUGAACUGGCCCAAGUGGGCUUUGCCCUUCCCCUCUUCAUCCAGGCCGAAGACAAGGAUGAGGGGGUGAACAGCAUGUUCCAGGUGUUUCUAAGAGGAAACAAUUCCGACCACUUCACCAUCUCCCCCACGGCGGUACAGGGGCGCGCCGACAUCAGGGUGCGCGUGGCCGUGCCGCUGGACUUUGAGAACAUUCGCAGCUACAGCUUCUCACUUUAUGCCAACGAGUCCAUAUCGGACCAUGUGGGUUUCGCUCGGGUUUUUAUCGAGCUUAUCAAUGAGAACGACAACCGACCCAUCUUCAGCACGCCGUUGUACAACAUCAGCCUUCCUGAAAACACCCCCCCUGGUACAUCACUGCUUCGUAUCCUGGCAACAGACCAAGACGCAGGCAUAUUCGGGAUUGUGCGUUACUACUUCAGUGACGAGCCAGACCAGUUUUCACUGGAUGACGUGACCGGUUGGGUCAUUCUGCGGGACAUUCUGGAUUAUGAGUUGAUGCGGCGCUUCACGCUGACCGUGCUGGCGAGGGACGGCGGAGGGGAGGAGACCACGGGGAGGGUCCGUGUCAAUGUGUUGGACGUCAACGACAACGCGCCGCUCUUCCAGAAGGACGCGUACGCGGGCUCGCUGAGAGAGAACGAACAGGCCGUCCAGGCGGUGGCACGAGUCCGGGCUACAGAUGAGGAUUCUCCACCCAACAACGUGCUGACAUACACCAUCACUUCCGCCUCGGCUUUCCCCAAUUUCUUCAGCAUCAUCAUGGUGGAGGGCUACGCAGUGAUCAGUGUGACCAGGCCUCUGGACUAUGAGCAGGUCCCCAACGGGAUGAUCUUCUUGACAGUGAUGGCUAAAGAUGGUGGAAACCCAGCCCUCAACAGCACUGUGCCUGUCAAAGUGGAGGUGAUUGAUGAAAAUGACAACCCACCGGAGUUCAGCAAGCAGUCCUACAUCAUCAAAAUCGAAGAGAACAUCAUAGCCGGGGCGACUGUGCUGCUUGUGAAUGCUACUGAUUUGGACGCCUCUCGGGAAUAUGGCCAAGCCUCACUCAUCUACUCCCUGGAGGGCUCCUCUCAGUUCCGUCUCAACUCGCGCUCAGGAGAAAUCACCACCACAGCCCUGCUGGACAGGGAGCUGAAAUCCGAGUACAUCCUGAUAGUCAGAGCUGUGGAUGGAGGGGUGGGACCUCAGCAAAAGACUGGCAUUGCCACGGUGAACAUCACCAUCCUGGACAUCAAUGACAAUUCCCCUGUGUGGAGAAACGAGCCGUACCUAACCAACAUAGUGGAGAUGAGUCCAAUGAACACUGAUGUUUUCUCUGUGUUGGCAUUUGACCCUGACAAUGGGCAAAAUGGCACAGUGGUGUACACAAUCAGUCCGGUAAACCCCUUCUACACCAUCAGCAGCAGUACUGGGAAGAUCCGGACCAGUGGGCUGACCCUGGACAGGGAAAGCUCCAACGCCAGGGACACACAACUCAUGAGGUCCAUCAUCAUCUCCGCUGUUGACAAUGGAACACCUCCACUGCAUGCGUCAGCCAGCGCCACUGUGCUUGUCAACCUGCUGGAUCUCAACGACAACGACCCGACCUUCCUCAACCUGCCCUUUGUGGCUGAAGUUCCAGAGGGACUGCCCAUUGGAUCCUCCGUUUUUAAGGUCCGGGUGGAGGACCCAGACGAGGACAUGAACGGACUGAUUACAAUGGCGUUACAGAUGGGGAUGCCUCGCCUCGACUUCUACCUGAACACCUCCUCUGGCGUCCUCAGCUCCGUGGCGGUCUUGGAUCGUGAGCAGAUCGGACAGUACCAUUUGAGAAUUAUUGCAUACGAUGCCGGGAAGUUCCCUCGCACCUCCACUUCAACCCUCACAGUCACAAUUCUGGAUGUAAAUGAUGAGACGCCAACCUUCAACCCUCGCGUGUACAAUGUUUCCCUGAAGGAGAAUGUCCCUAGAGACCACAUUGUAGCGCGCCUCAGCUGCUCUGACAACGACGCUGGCCUCAACGCCGAACUUAGCUACUUCAUCACAGGUGGUAAUCAGGAUGGUAAAUUCAGCGUGGGCUUCAGAGAUGGAGUUGUUCGGACUGUGGUCGGCCUGGACAGAGAGACCCAGGAGGCAUACACACUGGUUGUAGAAGCUAUAGACAACGGUCCAGCAGGCAGCCGGAGGACCGGCACGGCGACUGUAUUUGUGGAGGUGCAGGAUGUCAACGACAACAGACCCAUCUUCCUACAGAACAGCUACGAGACCAGCAUACUGGAGAGCGUGCCCAAAGGGACCAGCAUCCUCCAGGUUCAAGCUACAGAUGCCGACCAGGGGGAGAACGGCAGAGUUCUGUACAGGAUCCUCACUGGCAACAGCAACAAUCUGUUCAGCAUAGACAAUCAGACCGGUCUGGUCACACGAGGCCCCAGGGCACUGGACAGAGAGACCAGCAGCUCCCACGUGCUGGAAGUGAUGGCCUACAACAGCGACGAGGGCAGCAUGAGGAGCUCCGUGAGGGUGAUCAUAUAUGUGGACGAUGCCAAUGACGAGGUGCCAGAGUUCACCCAGCAGCAGUACAACCGGCUGGGCCUGAGAGAGACCGCUGGCAUCGGCACCUCUGUGAUCGUGGUGCGUGCCACGGACCCUGACACGGGUGACGGUGGAGCUGUGGCUUACGCUCUCGUCUCCGGCUCAGACCGCAAGUUCGAGGUGGAUGUGAGCACGGGCCUGGUAACCACUGUGGACUACCUGGACUACGAGACCAAGACCACGUAUCUGAUGAACGUUUCGGCCACUGACCAGGCGCCGCCUUUCCACCAACGAUUCUGCACUGUCUAUGUCACGCUACUCAAUGAGCUGGAUGAGGCCGUGGCCUUCUUAUCCGCCGGUUACGAGGCCUCGCUUCGCGAGAACAUUGCCACGGGGACAGAGGUCGUCCAGGUUAGGGCCCAGUCGGCCGACAACUUGAAUCAGUUGACAUACCGCUUCGACCCUGACACGUCACCUGCGGCUCUGGCCCUCUUCAAGAUAGACAGCAUCACGGGCCGCAUCACGGUGACCGGCCAGCUGGACAGAGAGAAGGGGGACGUGUACACCUUAACCGUUGUAGCUGAUGAUGGAGGACCUAAAAAAGAUUCCACCGUGAAGGUGUCAAUCACCAUUCUGGAUGAGAACGACAACAGUCCGGAGUUUGACAUCACAUCAGAUACUUCAGUGAACAUCCCAGAGAGCACACCUAUGGGGAGGAAAGUGGCAGUGGUGCUGGGAAGGGACAAAGAUGCUGCAUUAAAUGGACUGGUCAAUUUCACUCUGGUGGCCGGCAACAUGGAGGAUGUGUUCAAGAUCAAGACAUUGAACAACACCUACGGGGAGGUUUUUGUCAAUGCUGCUCUGGACAGAGAGUCAGUAGACCGCUACCUACUGAAGGUGCGUGCCAUUGACAACGGCUCGCCUCCGAGAUACACAGACCACUCCCUCACCAUCAACAUCCUGGACGUCAAUGACAACGCACCCGUUAUCGAAAGCCAGAGGGGCUACAACGUCAGCAUAAGUGAGAAUGUUGGAGGAGGUACUUCCGUCCUGCGUGUGAUAGCGACGGACAAAGACAUCGGUCCCAACGCCAUGCUGUUCUACUACAUCACGGCUGGAAACCAAGACCUCACCUUCCGCAUGGACCGCGUGACCGGAGAGAUGGUGACGCGGCCGGCCCCUCCCGACCGAGAGCGCCAGCAGGAGUAUCGACUUACUGUCACUGUAGAAGAUGAUGGCACGCCACCUCUGUCGACCUCAACCACCAUCUACGUUCACAUUGUGGACGAGAACGACAACGCCCCGGAGUUUCCCGAGGAGGAGUACGUCACAGUGCUGAGCGAGGGACCAGAAACCGUGGGGGCCACCAUCGCCACGGUAACCGCCAUCGACCCCGAUGAGGGUUUGAACGGCACCUUAAGAUAUGCCAUUGCUAAAGGAAACCUGAUCCAGACCUUUAAUAUAAACAGCAUCACGGGGAGAAUUACAGCCGUGAAGGAGCUGGACUACGAGAUCAGCAACGGACAAUACGCGCUGGUCGUCACAGCUACGGACCAGUGUCCAAAGCCUGCUCUUCGCCUGACAUCUAGCACAACAGUGCAGGUGAAUGUCUUAGACGUGAACGAUGUGACACCCACUUUCCCAAGAGCCUUUGAGGGCCCCUUCGAGGUAGAUGAGGGUCAGCCAGGACCUCGGGUCUGGACUCUCAGAGCCAGCGAUGAAGACUCUGGCCUCAACGGCAAAGUGGAGUACAGCAUCACCGGUGGAGAUCCCCAGAGUGAGUUCACGGUGUCCCCUGUGGAGGGAGAGCUGCGGGUGAGGAAGGACGUGGAGCUGGACAGAGAAACGACAGCCUUCUAUAACAUCACUGUCACAGCCCGAGACCUGGGAACCCCGUCUCGCAACAGCUCGGUGUUGGUGGGAGUCAAUGUGCGAGACAUCAACGACAACGACCCAGUACUCCUGAACAUGCCGUACAACACUAGCGUGAGUGAAGGCGCCGCCAUUCACACCUUGGUGGCCAGGGUCCAAGCGCGAGACGCAGACAGCGGACGCAACGCGCUGCUGACCUACAAUAUCACCGCGGGCAACCAGGACGGAGCCUUCUACGUCAACGACACGACAGGGGUGGUGCAGGUGAACAGACCCCUCGACAGAGAGCGAGUGGCUGAGUACACGCUCACCAUCACCGUCAAAGACAACCCCGAGAACCCGCGCAUCGCUCGCAGGGAUUCAGACCUUUUAGUGAUCACCAUUAUGGAUGAGAAUGACAACAGGCCAAUAUUCACCAGGACCAGCUACAGGGCAGAGAUCAUCGAGAACUCUGAAGCAGCCAGUACUGUAACAGUGUUAAAUGGGCCCGUUCUGGCUGAGGAUAAAGACAUUGGACCCAAUGCUGUGGUGAAGUACAACCUGCUGGGUCCCAGGGUGGACCUCUUCACUGUGGAGAGAUAUUCUGGUGUGAUACUGGUGCGUCAGGGCGCAAAUUUGGACCGUGAGGCGUUUCAGGAGCCUCGGGUAGAGUUGUUCCUGGUUGCGGAGGACAUAGGAGGUUUAAACAGCAGUGUCCCCCUCACGGUUACCAUCCUGGACCAGAAUGACAACCCUCCUGUCUUCAGCCCUUCUAGUUUCAGUGUUCGACUACCUGAGAACAGCCCCUCUGGCGUGGUGGUGACUCAGCUGUCCGCCACAGACGCUGAUUCUGGCUCUAAUGGCUGGCUUAUGUAUCGCCUGGUAAGCGGUGCCCAGGACCGCUUUGUCGUUGACUCGCUCUCUGGGGCGGUCCUGGUGGGCAACUCCACCCUUGACAGAGAAGAGCGCGGGUCCUACCGCCUGGUUGUCAUGGCAACUGAUCGUGGCACACCCCCCAUGUCGGGAACAGCAACCCUGACAGUAGUUCUGGAUGACGUCAACGACUCUCGACCCCGUUUUAUUGAGCCAGUAACCAUGAUCAACGUCAAUGAAUCCACUCCGCCGGGUGUGGUAGUCACCACGCUCACCGCUGAGGACCCUGAUCUGAAUCCCCGGCUAGAGUAUUACAUCAUUUCAGUGGAGGCAAAGGAUGAUGGGAACAAUCCAGUGAAUGGGCUUCAGGACUCAUUUGGCAUUGACCUACACACUGGUGCUGUGUUUGUACGCAACCCGAUCAACAGAGAGCUGGUAGCUACAUUUGAGAUCAUCGUGUCCGUCCAUGACAAUGCCAGUGAAGUUAUUGACACGUCAGGAAGUGUUCCCAACGCGAGACUAACCAUUAACGUGUUGGAUGUCAAUGACAAUGCCCCUCGUUUCCGGCCCUUUGGAGUGUCCAACUUCACGGAGAAGAUUUUAGAAGGAGCUCAGCCAGGCACAACACUGCUAUCAGUAUCAGCUGUGGACCCCGAUAAAGGUCCCAACGGCCAGGUCACCUACCAGCUGCUCCACCUGCCCCGGGGAGAAUAUGUCAGACUGGAGGACACUUCUAUCGGUAAGAUUGUAGCCAACAAGACGGUAGACUUCGAGCAGGUGCAAUGGCUGAAUUUCACAAUUCGGGCGCAGGACCACGGCACUCCUCCCAGGAUAACAGAGCUACCGGUUUAUCUGCAGAUAGUGGAUGUGAAUGACAACAACCCCUUCUUCUUACAACCUUCAUAUCAGGAACCUGUGUUUGAGAACGUGGACCUGGGCACCAUCAUAGUUCGGGUCAAGGCUACAGAUGCUGACUCUGGCCUCUUUGCCGUCAUUGAGUACAGCCUGGUGGACGGCGAGGGCAGGUUUGGCAUCAAACCAGCAACUGGAGAGAUCUAUAUCCUUUCUCUUCUGGACAGGGAGACAAAGGACCACUACACUUUAACCGCCGUUGCCCGUGACAACCCCGGCGGCAGCCCUAACAACAGACGAGAAAACUCUAUCCAGGUCCUGGUCACAGUCCUUGACGUCAACGACUAUCGGCCACGCUUUACGGAGCGAGUGUUCAACACCAGCGUGUUUGAGAACGAGCCGAGUGGAACGUCGGUGAUCACGGUGAAGGCUAUCGACCUGGAUGAAGGAGAAAACGGAGCGGUACUCUACAGACUGCUGGGACUCUACUCAGAUGCGUUCUCCCUGGAUCCAAACACAGGGCUCAUUCGUUCUCGCCGCCUGCUUCAGUCCUCUGAACAUUUCAACCUGACUGUGGUGGCUACAGACCAGGGCCGUCCUCCUCUGUGGAGCACCGCGGACCUGAUCAUUACGGUCAUAGACGUAAAUGACAACCGGCCGCUGUUUGUCAGGCCUGCCAAUGGGACCAUCAUUCAUAUCUCAGAGGAGCAGCCCCCCGGGCUCCCCGUGUAUGAGGUGCACGCCACGGACUCUGACGAGGGAGUGAACGGAGAGGUCCGCUAUGGCUUCCUGCAGACUGGAGCGGGUAACAGAGACUGGGAAAACUUCCACAUCGACGCCAUGUCCGGAGUCAUCGUGACCACAGUGAAGCUGGACCGAGAAAAACAAGCCCUCCACAGCCUGAUCAUCAUGGCCCGCGACCUGGGCCAGCCGGUGCCGUACGAGACCACGCGGCCUCUGCAGGUGGCGCUGCUCGACAUUGACGACAACGAACCCGUCUUCCUUAAACCACCUCGUGGCAGCUUGCCUUACCAGAGGCUGGCCGUGCCUGAGCACUCCCGUCCAGGCACUGUGGUGGGGAACGUAACCAGAGCAGUGGACGCAGACGAGGGCUCCAAUGCCAUCGUCUACUACUUCAUUGCGGGAGGAAACAGUGAUGGAAACUUUGGCCUGAGUUUAGAUGGAGAGCUGAAGGUGCUUAAGGAUCUGGACCGUGAGGAAAUCCCGGUCUACUCGAUCAUCAUCAAGGCUUCCAGCAACAGGAGCUGGACUCCUACCAGGGCUCAGAGGGCAGCACGGGCCAAAGCCCUGGACCCUGCCACUGACCCUAGCUUGCUGGAGGUCCAUAUUGAACUGGAAGACAUCAAUGACCAGAAGCCGCGCUUCACUAAGGCGGAGUACACUGCAGGGGUUGCAGCAAGCGCCAAAGUAGGGUCGGAUCUGAUCAAGGUCGUGGCUAUAGAUAACGACAUCGGAAACAACAGCGUGGUGCAAUACCAUAUUGUCACAAUCCGCUACUUCCAGGCACAGAGCAAUGGCAGUGAGGACGUUGGCAGCAUCUUCAUCAUCGGUUUGACGGAUGGUAUCAUCCGAACCUAUGACCUCUUCACGGCCUACAAUCCAGGCUACUUCCAGCUAGAAAUUUUGGCGUGCGAUUUUGCUGGCCACAGCACAACCACCAACGUGAACAUCUACAUCCUCCGGGAUGACCAGAGGGUCAAGAUUGUGUUCAACGAGAUCCCCGAUUUUGUCCGGGAAAACCAGGACGAUUUCGUCAACCUUCUUUCCAACAUUACCGGAGCAAUUGUCAACUUAGAUGAUAUACAGUUCCACGUGGACAAGAAGGGCAGGGUCAGUUAUGAUAAGACAGACAUGCUCAUCCACGUUGUCAACAAUCAGAGCAACACCAUCCUUGAUGUUGUAAGGGUAAUUCAGAUGAUUGAUGAGAACAAGGAGCAGCUGAGGAACCUCUUUCGGAAAUACAACGUGGUGGACGUUCAGCCUGCUGUCACUGACAAACUGCCUGAUGACAUCACCACGCUACAGCUAGUCGUCAUCAUCCUGGCUGUGCUGCUGUGCUUGGCAGGAGUAUUGUUUGUCACAAUGAACUGGCAUUAUCAGAGAGUACACCAGAGAAAGUUGAAAGCUAUUGUUGCAGGAUCAACAGGGAAUCAGGGUCUCAUGGAUAUCCUUGACAUGCCCAACACUAACAAGUACUCUUUCGAAGGGGCCAAUCCGGUGUGGCUGGACCCAUUCUGUCGCAACCUGGAGCUGGCUGCCCAGGCCGACCACGAGGAUGACCUGCCUGAGAACCUGAGUGAGAUCACUGACCUGUGGAACAGCCCUGCACGCACCCAUGGCACAUUUGGUCGAGAGCCACAAGCGAAGCCUGAGGAUGAUCGUUACUUGAGGGCAGCCAUUCAGGAGUACGACAACAUUGCUAAACUAGGCCAGAUUAUGAGGGAGGGGCCUAUCAAGGGUUCUCUGCUCAAUGUGGUCCUGGAUGACUACCUGAGGCUGAAAAAGCUCUUUGCAGCCCGACUCGUCACGGUGUCCACCAGUCAGGGAGAUCACUCGUCAGUCACCGAGCUGAUCCAGAGCGACCUGGACGAUGACGAGGACGAGCAGCUGGGCAUGGGCGGAGGGCGUGGCACACUGCGCUUCAAGCACAAGCUCCCCAUGGAGUUGAAGGGUCCCGACGGUGUGCACGUGGUCCACGGCAGCACGGGUACCCUCCUGACCUCUGACCUCAACAGCCUGCCCGAGGACGACCAGCGGGCCCUGGCGCGUUCUCUCGAGGCCCUGAACUCUGACGGGGGGCUCUACUCGGAGCGCAACGCCCGCACCGAGUCGGCCAAGUCCACCCCGAUGCACCGGCACAAGGACGGGAAGACUCUGUCGGAGGUCCCCCUGGAGAUCACGGAGUUAUGACUAGCCGAGGCCUCGCUGGUCUGAGCGCAGCCAGGACUCGUGUGUGUUCCCGGAGGGGUGUGCGUGUCCCAGUGUGCGGUCAUACCUGGGCCGCAUACACUCACACAAACACGGACACAAAAAAAUGAAGCUUGAACCACUCAGACCAGUGGAUGGCCACCGACAGGACAUAGAAAAAUGACCCUAUUCAUGCUCUGACUUUUUUUCUUUUUGCAAUGCCUUCAGUGUUUGAGGAGUAAGGAUGGGACAGUACAACUCUUUUUAUAUUAGAUGGACAUGAACUGUUUCCCCCAGUGAUGCUCAUGUAGUGGAGUUUUACCCGACACCAAAGUCAAGAGGGGCUUUGGCCGUUGUGCAAUUGUUCAAUAACUGUAGUUGGUCGUUUUUUAAUCCAUCGCAAAAAGAUAAAAACACUCCAGUCUGCUGGACAACGGUGAAUAUUUCACCCCUGGUCCAUCUUUAGCGUGGACCGAGAAGCUGCACGCACCACUGAAAGAUUCCAACGAGAAGGACGGCGUCAACAAACAAAAAAAACUUCUUAAUUAUGAAUUUAAUAUAAAAGGCAGUCAAACCAAUUGCAAGGAUUUAAUGAUGAAAUUAAAAAAAAAGAAUGAAUUAUCCUGUUUUUAUAGAGCUAAAGAUGGCAUUGUGCCCACAGAGACUUACACUGCCACCAGAGGGACUAAAUGAGUCAUGCUCAAAAUGAAACGUUUGCUUUAUUUUUUUAUUUUAUAGAAGAGGUUAUGGAAUUCAAAUAUUUUUAAAGAAAAAGGCUGGCUUACCACAAUAGGUAGGGAAUCAUUUUGGAUGUUUGGAGUAUGUGUAUAUUGUGCUAUGGUUACAUGUCGUUCUGUUUUCCUUCAUUUGACAACUGAUGCUGUUUCUGAUGAGUGCUGUGUUAAGAUUGUUUGUAUUUCUUUGUCAUUGACACCAUUUCAGAGAAAUGUGUUUGGGAAAUGUGGGGUGAUCCGUGAUAAUAAAAUAAAUAUGCAAUGGCCUUGGA